This is a messenger RNA of Debaryomyces hansenii CBS767, 1425 nucleotides long. RefSeq names its product U2 snRNP complex subunit. NCBI's taxonomy places the organism in Eukaryota, Fungi, Ascomycota, Pichiomycetes, Serinales, Debaryomycetaceae. The record is from RefSeq and is a predicted model, not a curated record. The coding region runs from base 1 to 1425 and encodes 474 amino acids. Gene Ontology annotation, biological process: mRNA splicing, via spliceosome. The transcript has a single exon. Gene Ontology annotation, cellular component: U2-type spliceosomal complex; nucleus; precatalytic spliceosome.
AUGGCCAAACAAAAAAGGUCUAAGAACCAGGUUAGACGGGAGAAAGCCAAAUUAAGAAAAGUAGAGAAUACUGCAGAAGAUACUACUCAAAAACUAGACAAAGUACCGUCCGAUGAAAAGCACUCUGAAUCUGAAGAAAAUGCUCCACCAAAACAUAUCGAGAUAGAAAGCGAUCCAUUAUUCACCCAAUUUCAAGAUGUUUUUAAUAAGUUUCAAGGAGAGAACAAUAAUGUUGAACCAAUCUCAACGACUGAACGGGGACAACUCCUAAAUGAAAGUGAUGAGAACGAAAUAAAGGAUGAGUCUAACGAAUCUGACAGUGAUGAGGAGGAAGAGCCUCUUUCUAAACGACAAUUGAGGAGGAGAAAUAAGAUACCUUUGGCGACGUUGAAAUCAUCUAUCACGCGGCCACAGGUGGUGGAAUGGUAUGAUGUAGAUGCUCAUGAUCCGUAUAUGCUUGUGAAUAUCAAAUCACAACCUAACGUUGUUCAAGUCCCUGGGCACUGGUCUUCCAAAAGGGAGUACUUAUCGUCAAGAAGGGGAGUGGAAAAGCAACCUUUUCAACUUCCAAAGUUUAUACGAGACACGGGAAUCCAAGACAUGAGAAAUAAUGAUGAUCUGACUUUAAAGCAACAACAAAGAGAAAAGGUUCAACCGAAAAUGGGGAAAUUAGAUAUUGAUUAUCAAAAGUUGCACGAUGCAUUUUUCAAAUUUCAGUCGAAGCCAAGAUUAUUUGGAUAUGGUGACAUAUAUUUCGAAGGUAGAGAAACAACAGAUGAAUAUGCGGAUGAGAUUGCAAAAAUCAAGCCCGGGGUUGUGUCGAAAACUUUAAGACAUGCAUUGGGAAUGCAAGAUAAUGCUUUUUCUGUUCCUCCUCCUUGGCUUGAUAUAAUGAUCAAUAUUGGAAAGCCAUCUGCAUAUGCAAAUCUAUUAAUCCCUGGUUUAGACAUGGAAUAUUCAAAUGAUGGAUACAAACCUGUGAAUUUUGAAAAUGAACUCGACAUGUAUAAAGAUGAUGGUGAAAGAAAUUCUCACUGGGGAAAUCUUGAAGAUGCGGCUGAAUCAUCGACUGAAGGGGAUGAAAGCGACGAAGAGGCGGAGGAAAAUGAACAAAUACGAUACACUGACGAGGAAGAUAAUAUUGAAGAUGAUGAUUCUGGGCCCGAAAAGGUUGAGAUAACAGAAUUUGGUGGUAUUAAGACUAGAAGAAAGGAAAAUGUUGAACCUGAAUCCACCGAACCGAAGCAAUUGUAUACGGUUAUCAAGGAGAAUAAAAACAAUACAGGUACAGAAUUGUUAGGAACAGAAUUUGGUUACGAUAUACUGAAUAGUUCUAAGCAAGAUAAAGGAAAGAAUCAUAACAAUAAAGAAAAAUCUACCCAACCGGAUGAUAUGAUAUCUGAAAGUAAGAACUUCAAAUUCUGA